AAGUGAUUGUGUAUGUCUGGCUAAGGCUACGCUGCCUUCACGUAGAUUUGUUGUCUCUUACCUCCUCUCUUUACUCUGUACCCCUCUCUUUAAAUGCGCACUCACGACCUCUCUUCUCCACCUCUCUUCUAUUUUGUAUUUUGAAGCAAGAAAUUCAAAGACAAGCUGAAAAACAGGGCAGCCAAUCAGUUGAAUUUCUUCAGACAUUUCAAGAAAUCUCCCCACUAUUUUGGGAGGAACUUCCUUAAUUAAUCCAAGAAUAAGAAGAACAGAGAAAACCCACCCCCACACUCGCCGUGUUUACUGUGUAGCCCGGCGUCGAUUGCUGCCUUCACCCACCACGCGCCACCUUCUGAGGAUGGCAUAUCUCUUGCUCUGCACAUCAUCCAUAGAAGUUGUGUAAGCAUUUCCAGGUGCCGGGAGAGGAAUUUCCUGGAGGUGUGAUUGGUUGGGGGUGAAGGAAGGAGGGAGCGGGAAUUUGAUCGUACUAGGUUGGUUUUUUGCAAUGACGAGGCAAAUCACGCUGCGGAACACGGGGUCGGCGGAUCGCCGGCAGGCCGGUUGAUGAAGAAGGGACUGCUGCCGCCGCGGAGGUGCAACUGCGACGAGAAGGAGUUCCAAAUCCACCCGGUGACGAGCCCCGUCGCCAUGUUCAACGCGCUGGAAGCAUCCGACGAUAAGGAAGUAGUCGAGCUUGAGAAGGAAAUGUGGGAUAAGUUCUACGGCGCCGGCUUCUGGAGGAGCCCCUCACAAAGAAGUGAAAUCUAAUAACCGCAGUAAAUAAAAAUAAUUACUGGAAAUAUAUUUAGUAUUUCAUAAAUAUUAAUAAUUACAAUCUUUCUACUUUUAUUUUUAACCUUUCUUGGUAAAUUAAUUUUCCCAAUCUUUUCUGAGAAAAAUAAACUCCUUUUUUAUUUUUUCACAAAAUAUAUUAUGGCGUACAACUUAUGAAAAUCUUGGUCCAUUUUGAAGCUAGAACGAUGUUUUGGUACGGGUGUAAUAGUGAGAAAUUUUAUAAUUAUUACGAUAAAAUUUUGUCGUUAGACAAAUUUAUUAA
This is a messenger RNA of Sesamum indicum (sesame), 1057 nucleotides long. NCBI's taxonomy places the organism in Eukaryota, Viridiplantae, Streptophyta, Magnoliopsida, Lamiales, Pedaliaceae. The record is from RefSeq and is a predicted model, not a curated record.